Molecule: messenger RNA, 2577 nt
Organism: Ceratosolen solmsi marchali
Lineage: Eukaryota; Metazoa; Arthropoda; Insecta; Hymenoptera; Agaonidae
Product: influenza virus NS1A-binding protein homolog A-like
Exons: 8
Coding region: 380-2497 (705 amino acids)
Molecular function (GO): protein binding
Source: RefSeq, a predicted model, not a curated record
UGAAAAUAACUGAAAUUGACCAUAGACGUUUUUUAAAAUAAAAUACGAAAAUAUACAAAAGAGAAUUGCAAGAUAAAACAAAUGCAAGAGCAUCGGAAUAAUAUUUUAAGUAACUACAACGAACAAUAACACCCACUAAAAAAAUACAAGACGACGAAGUAUCUCUUGUAUUUGUAGGUACGCGCGUGCUACUUUUCAACCGUGCUGCAAAUAUUUGGAGCCAAGUCGAAGGGUUUUGUUAUGAAGUGACCCGAACUCAAUGCCUCUUAUCAUUCAUCCCUAUCAAAUAUUCUGAACACGAGCAAGCAUCAUUUUUAAAAUUGUUGGCAUGAACCAUUAACUCCCAAUUUUUUUACGGACGGAUAAAAUAAAAAUAAAAAUGGUUUCUUCCAUUUCUACAAACGGAGACUCUGAGGGUCUGAAAAGUUCUAUCUUGGAACUCCAAGAUGAACAUCAUUCCCGUUCAAUCUUGUCAUCGCUCAAUAUGAUGAGGAAGAAUAAGUACUUCUGCGAUGUCAUAUUACACGCUGGAAAUAUGGAGGUACAUGGUCACCGAGCUGUACUAGCAGCAGCAUCUCCAUACCUUUUCGAACUAUUUAGCGUCGAUAAUCAAGGAAAUAAAGAACAAACAAUUACUUACAAACUGAGUGAUGAUAUUGAUAAAAAGGCCCUACAAAAGCUCAUUGAUUACGCGUACACUUCGAGGCUGGAGAUAAUGCCUACCGAGGUGAAAUCAAUCUAUUUGGUUGCAUUUUACUUGAGGAUGGAUCGAAUUGCAUUGCAGUGUAUGGCUCAUUUGUUGGAAUCACUAACUCCGGACUCUUGUCUCGACAUCCGUUCCAUGCCCGGCAUCGUACAAAACGAGAAUUUUGUUAAACAAGUUGAUGCUUAUAUUAGGUAUAAUUUCGCAGCGAUCUGCGGAAGUCCCGCCUUGUCCUUCCUGCCGAGUGUCAAGAUUGAGGUGCUGUACCAAACUAGCCAGGAAAUGAGUCUUGUGAAUGGUUCGAGUCUUUGCUGCCUUGUGCUUGAUUGGAUGAAGCGGUUCCUUGAUGAUCAGGACAAUGCAGGCAUUGAACAACUCAUCGAGAAGACCUACCUUCUAUACCUUGCCCUGGACAACAGUCUCCAAGACUGCACGGAUCUGCCUUCUGGUGACGUCAGCAAUACGGACAUUGUCCAGGAUUAUAAAAAGAUGUCUCUUAAGUCGCAGGCUCAGAACAAAAAUAGAAGAAAGGGUGUCUUACAUCCAGCCAAGCCUAGAGUACUUAUUUAUAACAAAAAUAUUGAGGACUCCAUAGAAGAACCACUCGAGCCUGAUUGGAACAUGAUUGGCAUUAAUAAAGUAGGAGAGCAUACAUUCCUGGCUAUUGUAACUUUAAAUGGACGACUAGCGAAGCUAUCUGUGUUACUUCGGUUAAACGCUCCAUCGUUCGUAGAAUCUCAGGAUAACUGUAAUAGGAUUCCGGAGGAUCACCGCAGUUUAAACAGUGAACCUGACCUUUAUUGUGCUCUUCCCACUAUGAAGGCUGGCAAGUGCUCUGUGGGUUGUGCUGAGCUUAAUGGAUCCUUACUCGUUUGUGGCGGGUAUGAUCGAGUCGAGUGCCUCAAGUCAGUCGACAAAUACAUACCGGAGACAAAUACAUGGGAAGUAUUGGCUACUAUGAAGGAGGCUAGGGGUAGGUUCGGCAUUGCUGUUGUUAAUGAGAAAGUCUACGCUAUUGGUGGUUCCAAUGGCAUCACCGAAUUGGCAACUGUGGAGGUGUUUGAACCCGAAAAUGGAAAGUGGAAAGCCAUUGCUAGCUUGCCACUAGCAAGAUCUAACUCAGGUGUCUGCGCGUUAGGCACCAAGAUUUAUUGCAUUGGCGGCUGGAAUGGACAGGCUGGUAUAAAACAGUGCGAUAUUUUAAAUCCGGAAAAUGGAGUUUGGUCGAGCAUAGAGUCACUCAAGAUCGGUCGUUAUCAAGCUGGCGUAUGUGCUUACGACAAUAAAGUUUAUGCUGCUGGAGGUUGUGAUUCCUGGAACUGCCUCAAUUCUGUAGAAAUUUAUGAUCCCGAGACAAACACGUGGAACAUGGGUUCACCUCUUAUUACUGCGAGACGUGGCUGUGGCUUAGCUGUUUUUAAUGAUAAAUUAUAUGCUGUGGGUGGAAGUACGGGAACCCACAGCUUAACCAGUACGGAGAUUUACGACACUUCAGAGCAGGAUUGGAUUCCCGGACCAAGUAUGUCUACACCACGCGCCAAUGUUGCUAUUGCUGUUGUUGGAGACAGAUUGUAUGCAGUUGGAGGUUUUUCUGGUAAAAACUUCUUGAAUUCCAUCGAAUACUUAGAUGUACAUACUAACGAAUGGACUAUGUUCAUUCCAAAAACAGAUGGCAUAAAAAAUCCAAAUCCAGAAUAUAAUAUGGAAUCAAAUUCUAAUGGCAACAAAAAAGACUUGUCCCAGUUACCAGAUAAUGAUCAACAGUGUGAUAAUGCUAAUUCUGAAAUUGGAUGAAAUACUAUUUCCUUAGUUAAUAUUUGAUUUUUUUAUUCAGUGAAAUUUCAAUAUUGUCUGUUAUAAUUUAAAUACUACAA